AUGCGCCAGAUCCCCCAAUUCCUCGUGCGCUCGACCAUCCCGUGCGAGGCGCCCCGGAUCGUGUGCACCCAGCCUCGUCGCGUCGCCGCCACUUCGCUCGCCCAGCGCGUGUCGACCGAGAUGGGCCAGCAGCUCGGCGGCCUCGUCGGCUACACGGUCCGCUUCGACGACCGCACCUCGCGUGGCACGCGCCUCAAGUACGCGACCGACGGCGCCCUCCUCGCCGAGAUGCUCGGCGACCGCGACCUCGACGCGUACGACGUCGUCGUCCUCGACGAGGCCCACGAGCGCAGCCUGCGCACCGACAUGCUCAUGGGCUUCCUCAAGGACAUCCAGGUCCGGCGCAAGGACAAGUACCGCGCCUGGCUCGCCAAGGGCAAGGGCAAAGCGCGCGCCGACGUCAACGGCAACGGCCACGAUGCCGCGCUCGCCAACGGCAAGGACGUCGAGGAGCGCGACCCGACCGAGCUCAAGAUCGUCGUCAUGUCGGCCACGAUCGACGCCAAGCGGUUCAGCGAGUUCUUCUCCCACGCUCCCGUGCUCUACGUGCAGGGUCGCCAGCACAAGGUGACGCUCAUGUACUCGGCCGAGCCCCAGCUCGACUACCUCGACUCGGCGCUCAAGACCAUCUUCCAGAUUCACAAGGCGCAUCCGCCCGGCAGCAUCCUCGUCUUUCUUCCCGGCCAGGACGAGAUCGAGUCGCUGGCGACGUCGAUCCAGGCGUACCUUCCCGACCUUGAAAAGUCGCUCGCGAGCAAGGGCUCGCUCCUGAUCACGCCCCUGUACGCCAAGCUCGCGCCCGCCGAGCAGGCCAAGGCGUUCGCGCCCGCUCCGCCCAAUACGCGCAAGGUCAUCCUCGCCACCAACAUCGCCGAGACGUCGGUCACCAUCCCGGGCGUCAAAUUCGUCGUCGACUGUGGCCUCGCCAAGGAGAAGCGGUACCACGCGGGCACGGGCAUCGAGUCACUCGUGACAGAGAGCAUCAGCCAGUCGUCGGCCAAGCAGCGAGCCGGUCGAGCAGGUCGCGAGUCGGACGGCUACUGCUUCCGCCUGUACCCCGAGUCGGUCUUCAACACGCUCGACAAGCGCACGCAGCCCGAGAUCCAGCGCGUCAGCUUGACGUUCGCCCUCUUGCACCUCCUUGCGGCGGGCCAAGCCGACGUCUUCGCCUUUCACUUCAUGGACAAGCCCGACAAAGACUCGAUCCUGUUCGCCCUCAUGACGCUGCACGGCCUCGACGCGCUCGACAAGCAGGGCCGCAUCACCUCGGUCGGUCGACAAAUGGCGCAGCUCCCCCUCGACCCCGUCUACGCCCGGGUCCUCCUCGCGUCGUUCGCCGAGGGCUGCCCUCGCGAGAUCAUCGACCUCGUGUCGCUCCUCGGGUCCAAGGACCAGCUCCUGAUCAACACGGCCGCAACGCGCGAGCAGGCCAACGCGGCGCGUCAGAAGUUCGUCCACCGUCGCGGCGACCACCUCCAGCUCCUCAACAUCCUGCGCGCCUUCGAGGAGCUCGACGAGCGCGACGAGCGCAAGGCGUGGUGCCGGGACAACUUUGUGUCGUACAAGGCCAUGCUCAGCGUUCUCGAUGCGCGCAAGCAGCUGCGCGAGCGCGUUGAGCGUCUCGGGCUCGGCGACGGCAAGCAGAGCGUCGGCGACGAGGACGAGCCCGUCCUGAACGCGCUCGUCGGCGGCCUCUUUGCCAACACGGCGCUCCGCCAGGAGGACGGCACCUAUCGUCACACCCUCACGAAGCAGGUGGUCGCCAUUCACCCGUCCUCGACCAUGCACAACAAGAAGGCGCCCGCCAUCCUUUACGACGAGCUCGUCCUCACGACCAAGACGUAUGCGCGCGGCGUCUCGUCCGUCGAGCCGACCCAGAUCCGCUCAAAGGCGCCCUCGAUGUUUGCCAAGACGAUGCGGUAGAAGAGGGUUCGAGUGCAACGAGGUGUCGACGCGACGGAACGCUUU
This is a messenger RNA of Rhodotorula graminis WP1, 1968 nucleotides long. RefSeq lists its product as uncharacterized. Gene Ontology annotation, molecular function: RNA binding. Gene Ontology annotation, cellular component: intracellular anatomical structure; catalytic step 2 spliceosome. The record is from RefSeq and is a predicted model, not a curated record. Lineage: Eukaryota; Fungi; Basidiomycota; Microbotryomycetes; Sporidiobolales; Sporidiobolaceae. The transcript is spliced from 10 exons. The coding region runs from base 1 to 1923 and encodes 640 amino acids.